Messenger RNA from Naegleria lovaniensis, 597 nucleotides. RefSeq lists its product as uncharacterized. Lineage: Eukaryota; Heterolobosea; Eutetramitea; Acrasida; Naegleriidae. Gene Ontology annotation, cellular component: membrane; endoplasmic reticulum. Gene Ontology annotation, molecular function: protein C-terminal S-isoprenylcysteine carboxyl O-methyltransferase activity. The transcript has 2 exons. The record is from RefSeq and is a predicted model, not a curated record. The coding region runs from base 1 to 597 and encodes 198 amino acids. Gene Ontology annotation, biological process: C-terminal protein methylation.
AUGGAACUUGUGUUUUUUGCCUUCUUGGCUUUUGCUGCCAUCAUUGCUUUGUUUCAUGCUGGCGAGUGGCUGACGCAAUAUAUGUAUAACCGAUCCAUGUGCUCCAUCAAUUCACUUGCCAUUGAAAAACACUACAUGAUUGCCAUGUCCUGUGCUAUACUCGAAUACAUCAUUGAAUCCAUCUUCUUUCCCUCUCUUAAAACCUACUCAUGGAUUUGUUAUUUAGGAAUUAUUCUUGCCUUGAUCGGUGAUGGAAUCCGUAAAUGUGCCAUGAUUACUGCAGGAAUGGCAUUCACUCAUCUCAUCCAAGAGAGAAGACGAGAGGGACAUAAUCUCAUCACUCAUGGAAUUUAUUCUUACGUUCGUCAUCCUGGAUAUUUGGGAUGGUUCAUUUGGGCUCCUGCCACUCAAUUGAUUUUAAUGAACCCAUUUUGUGUGUGUGCAUUUACGUUUGUGGCAUGGCAAUUCUUUUAUGAUCGAAUUCCUUUUGAGGAGGAAACAUUGGUGGGGAUGUUUGGAAAACAGUAUGAAGAUUAUAGGAAAAGAGUUCCUUCGUAUAUUCCAUUUGUUGAUGCCUUAACAGUCAGCAAAAAGUAG